AUGCAGAUCCUCACAUGGGCCCUCGCCGCCCUCGCGGCCAUCCCCGCCGUGACUGCGGCCCCCGUCGAGACGGUCGAGGCUUCGUCCAUGGACGAGCUGGUUGAACGCUCACCCAACGUGACCCUCGUGGCCCGCGGCACUCCGUCUUCCACCGGCACCCACAACGGCUUCUACUACUCCCACUGGACCGACAAUGCCGGCGCCGACGUCACCUACAGCAUGGGCGGCGGUGGUCAGUUUUCGUACACGUGGCGCAACAGCGGCAACUUUGUCGGUGGAAAGGGUUGGAACCCGGGCAAUGCUGGCCGCGUCAUCAACUACUCGGGCAGCUACAGCCCCCAGGGCAACUCAUACCUGGCCGUCUACGGCUGGACGCGCAACCCGCUGAUCGAGUACUACGUGGUGGAGAGCUUUGGCAGCUACAACCCGUCGUCGGGCGCCACCAACCGCGGGUCCUUCACCUCGGACGGCAGCACCUACGACAUCCUGGUCAGCACCCGCUACAACCAGCCCUCCAUCGACGGCACCAAGACCUUUCAGCAGUUCUGGUCGGUGCGCCGCAACAAGCGCGCCAGCGGCACCGUCACCUUUGCCAACCACGUCAACGCCUGGCGCAACGCCGGCCUCAACCUCGGCAACCAGUGGAACUACCAGAUCCUGGCCGUCGAGGGCUACCACAGCAGCGGCUCCGCCAGCAUGACUGUCCGCUAA
Molecule: messenger RNA, 711 nt
Organism: Pyricularia oryzae 70-15
Lineage: Eukaryota; Fungi; Ascomycota; Sordariomycetes; Magnaporthales; Pyriculariaceae
Product: endo-1,4-beta-xylanase B
Exons: 2
Coding region: 1-711 (236 amino acids)
Biological process (GO): xylan catabolic process
Molecular function (GO): hydrolase activity, hydrolyzing O-glycosyl compounds
Source: RefSeq, a predicted model, not a curated record